AUGUCCCCGUAUCAAUUGGUUUAUGGUAAAGUUUGUCACUUGCCACUAGAGUUGGAGCACAAAGCAUUUUGGGCAUCCAAAUUCUUGAAUUAUGACCUGGCUAAAGUAGGUGAGUCCUGCAUCCUUCAGCUCUAUGAGUUAGAGGAAUUUCAAAAUCAAGCGCAUGAAAAUGCUAAGAUGUAUAAAGAACAGACAAAGAAAUGGUACAAUCAAAUGCUGCAGAGAAAAGAGUUUGUCGAGGGACAACUAGUGCUCUUGUUCAACUCCAAAUUAAAACUUUUUCCAGGGAAGUUGGAAUCUAGGUGGUCUGGCCCGUUUUUGGUGCACAAAGUGUUCCCCCAUGGAGCAAUCGAAGUGAAAAAUCCAAAUAAUGAGGACACCUUCAAAGUAAAUGGACAAUGGUUGAAGCACUACUAUCAGGGACAUGAAAGUGGUCUGAUUGAGAAUGUUCGUCUCCAAGAAUGA
Messenger RNA from Lathyrus oleraceus (garden pea), 465 nucleotides. RefSeq lists its product as uncharacterized. NCBI's taxonomy places the organism in Eukaryota, Viridiplantae, Streptophyta, Magnoliopsida, Fabales, Fabaceae. The transcript has a single exon. The coding region runs from base 1 to 465 and encodes 154 amino acids. The record is from RefSeq and is a predicted model, not a curated record.